Theobroma cacao (cacao) is the source of this 1669-nucleotide messenger RNA. Its product is annotated as 3-hydroxyisobutyryl-CoA hydrolase-like protein 1, mitochondrial. Gene Ontology annotation, biological process: L-valine catabolic process. Gene Ontology annotation, molecular function: 3-hydroxyisobutyryl-CoA hydrolase activity. The record is from RefSeq and is a predicted model, not a curated record. NCBI's taxonomy places the organism in Eukaryota, Viridiplantae, Streptophyta, Magnoliopsida, Malvales, Malvaceae.
UAAACAGCAAAGAUGCAAAGCUUCAAAAUACUAAGUCCUUUUUUUAACAAGCACCGUCGUUUUGCCUCGUUUACCAGAAGCCUGUGCUCACUCAACAGCUCUAGCCAUUAUGACAACUUGAUAUUAAUCGAAGAGAAAGGUAGUUCACGAACUGUUAUACUUAACAGACCUCAUGUCCUGAAUGCUCUUACUACUCCAAUGGGAAUUUUUCUUAAUAAAUUAUACAAAUCCUGGGAAAGGGACCCUACAGUUGAUCUUGUUGUAAUCAAGGGAAACGGCAGGGCGUUCUGUUCUGGGGGAGAUGUCGUCCAGCUAUAUCAAUUAAUAAAUGAAGGGAGAGUGGAAGAAUGUAAAGAAUGUUUCAGGACAUUUUACAGUUUCGUGUACCUUUUAGGCACAUAUUUAAAGCCGCAGGUGGCUAUCUUGGAUGGCAUUACAAUGGGAGGAGGUGCAGGGAUUUCUGUUCAUGGUUCAUACCGUGUUGCGACAGAUAAGACUGUAUUUGGUGUUCCUGAAGUUCUAAUUGGUUUCCAUCCCGAUGCUGGGGCUUCUUAUUAUCUCUCACGCCUGCCAGGUUAUUUAGGAGAAUAUCUGGCUCUAACCGGCGAUACACUUACUGGAGAAGAAAUGUUUGCUUGUGGACUUGCAACUCACUAUUCACUGAGCACAAAGCUUCCUGUAAUUGAAACGCAACUCAGUACAUCAGCUAGGAAGGACUUUUCUGUUGUGGAAACUUUUCUGGCUAGAUAUAGUCAUCCCAGAUCUCCAAAUUCAAGUAGUGUUCUUCACAGGAUGGAGAUGCUAAACAAAUGUUUUGGCCAUGGCACGGUUGAGGAAAUUAUUGCUGCUUUGGAGGUUGAAGCGGCUAGAUCAAAAGACAAAUGGUGUAUUUCAACCAUGAAGAAACUAAGAGCGGCUCCACCUUUGAGCUUGAAGGUUUCCUUAAGAUCUGUAAGAGAAGGCAGAUUCCAAACUCUGGAGCAAUGUCUUGCCCGGGAGUAUCAGAUGACACUUCAAGCUAUCACUAGACAGAUCUCUAAUGACUUCUCUGAGGGAGUUCGGGCACGAUUAGUGGAUAAAUGCUUUGCACCAAAGUGGGAUCCAUCCUGUAUGGAGAAAGUGUCUGAAGAUAUGGUUGACGCAUACUUUUCUGCCCUUAGCGCGUAUGAGCCUGAACUAGAGUUUGUAUGUGAACUUCCGAGAAGCUAGCCUGACUCGUUAGGCAUGUAUCAUGUCUUAGCUGCAGUCAAGUUGGGCAGAGACAGGACAUUUAAUUCCAAUAAUGCAACUAUUACCUGUUUGAUCAGCGGAUCUGGAUAUGUGCCUCAAUUUUUCUGAGUUAAGUUCCUCAGGCCAUUAAAAUAAAAAUUUUGAAAGUUCAUUAAUUAUUAAAGAAGCAUCUGCAGAAAUCAUUUAGUCCACUUCCAAAACCAGAUGGAAGUACCACUUUAAUUCCAGAUUGGAGCUUGAUGUAACAUAUACAUGGGCACUAUGUUGUUAUAUAUAUAUACACAUAUAUACAUACAUAAUACCCGAAACUUAACUGAGACCGUUAAGCUAUAUAUACAUGGUCCUUGGUUCUGGGUUCUGAAAGAAAACUGUAUUUGAUCCAAGUCCCAUACGGAAACGGGGAGAAUAACUUUAUAUCACAUCUUUUGUCUUUCCUAUA